Molecule: messenger RNA, 2037 nt
Organism: Xyrauchen texanus (razorback sucker)
Lineage: Eukaryota; Metazoa; Chordata; Actinopteri; Cypriniformes; Catostomidae
Product: protein FAM76B-like
Exons: 10
Coding region: 298-1284 (328 amino acids)
Source: RefSeq, a predicted model, not a curated record
UCUCAUACUAGACGCCGGAACGUCGAGAUUUUAAAUCAGUUUUACUUAUUCGUUUUUUUAGCAUAAUUAUGCGUUAAUUUAUAUGUAGUUUUUAAUUAUGAAUGAAGUCCUCUGAUGUUGCUUAUAAUAGUAGUCGCUGAACAGUUUUGGAUGGUUGGAUCGAUUUUAUUUAUCGGGAUUAAGUGCAGUUAACGGGAUUUAAUCGGCUCAGGUCUCACUUGAUCUCCCGUGUUAAAGAUUAUCUGUGAGUUUAAGUAUUUGAGUAACAUUAGCGGUAAUUUUGACUUUGGUCGGUUGAUGAUGGCCACAUCGGCCCUGUACGCCUGCACCAAGUGUAACCAGCGGUUUCCGUUUGAGGAGUUGUCGCAGGGCCAGCAGCUCUGUAAGGAGUGUCGAAUUGCACAUCCUAUUGUAAAAUGCACCUUCUGCAGGUCAGAGUUUCAGCAGGAGAGCAAAACUAACACUAUCUGCAAGAAAUGUGCACAAAAUGUUAAACAGUUUGGGACGCCAAAGCCAUGUCAGUACUGUAACAUCAUUGCUGCAUUCAUUGGGACCAAAUGUCAGCGCUGCACCAACUCUGAGAAGAAGUAUGGCCCUCCACAGACCUGCGAACAGUGCAAGCAGCAGUGUGCCUUCGACAGGAAGGAUGAAGGAAGGAGAAAGGUUGAUGGGAAGCUCUUGUGUUGGCUCUGCACACUGUCAUAUCGUCGAGUUCUACAGAAAACUAAAGAGCAGCGCAAAGGCCUUGGCUCCUCUCACUCCAACUCUUCCCUCAGCGAGAAAGAACAUCAGAGACACCACCAUCACCAUCAUCAACACCACCGACACAGUUCACAUCACAAAAUAAGUGGUACUUUAAGUCCAGAGCAGGAUCAGGGACUGUGGAUGCAGAGUAUUCAAAAGGAAACGCCAAAGAAAAAACCUAAACUAGAGACAAAGCCAUCUAAUGGAGACAGUAGUUCAAUCACUCAAUCAAUGGAUUCGGGAGGCACGGAUAACUUCAUAUUGAUUAGCCAGCUGAAAGAGGAGGUGAUGUCACUGAAGCGAAUGCUUCAACAGAGAGACCAGACCAUCUUGGAGAAGGACCGGAAGUUAACAGAGCUGAAGGCAGAUUUUCAGUAUCAGGAGUCAAAUAUGCGGGUAAAGAUGAACAACAUGGAGAAAGCGCAUAAAGAGGCCAUGGAGCAACAACAGGCAAAGAACAGAGAGCUGUUGAAACAGGUUGCUGCACUCUCGAAAGGCAAGAAGUUCGACCGCAGCAGUAGCUCACUGCUGUUACCAUAGCAAUGACCUCAUGCCAUCACAUGACCCCUUGCCCCAAUGUUUCAUUACUGUGAGGAAGCUUCACCCUCCAUUUCUCACAGUUUUUCUGUGUUUUAUUCUGAUGAUGUCACAUAUGCAAAUAUCUCCAUUUAUUAUUCGUAUUGUUUUUAUUGUUUUAGUUUUGUGGACUUUCUUUGGCUGUUUUCAGCCAUUUUAGUAAUCACACAUUUACAGAAGAUACAUGGCUGUAUGGAGCCAUUUCAGGAGCUGAAUCCAGCCUCAGAUCUCAUAUGCAAAAUAUUUUAGAACUUUUCAAAACUUGAUUGAAUGCAAGCGGAAGAGCCCUCGGCAAACGUUUGAAAAUGAAAUAGAACACGAGUCGGAUGUAUGGAUUUUUUUUUUUUUUUUAUAGAUUCUCAGUUUGUCUCUUUCUCUCACUCACUCAUGGAAAGACUGUACUCAUGUCUUGCUGCCUGGUCAACUGUGUGGUUUUUGUAUAUUAACUGAUUACUCUCAUGUUUGGCUUUGUAUUAGUGAUAUUUCAGAGAUGGAUUCUGCAGGCCGGUUUGAGACGCUGCUGUUUUCAUGAGUGAGGCUUUCUUAUCUGUCUUUCAUUCCUCCUGAGCAUUCUCAUCUUUUUUUACUGUCAGACACUUUUGUACUUUUUUUUUUUCUGCAACAGACGUUUCAGGAAUAUUAAAGCUAGUAAAACCCUCAAGAAUUAUCUUUUUGAGUAUUUGAAUCUGUAUUUAUGGAUCCUUUUAUGAAUGGUGG